Messenger RNA from Trichoderma aggressivum f. europaeum, 456 nucleotides. RefSeq lists its product as uncharacterized. The record is from RefSeq and is a predicted model, not a curated record. The transcript has a single exon. Lineage: Eukaryota; Fungi; Ascomycota; Sordariomycetes; Hypocreales; Hypocreaceae. The coding region runs from base 1 to 456 and encodes 151 amino acids.
AUGAAGUUCACAACUACCCAGUUUCUUGCUGCGCUUGGUUUUGCGAGCUAUGCCGCAGCUGAUUUUCACAUCCUAACAGGACCAUGCUCUAUCGCCCCUGGAUGGGGUGGCAGUCUUGAAGACUACGCCGUUGCCUGCCCUUCCAACUACUACAACUGCAAAUGCAUGCUAGAUGGAGACCGUACCGGCCAUGUCAUUAAUGGUGAAACACCAACAUUCGGCAUUCACCAAACUGGAUCUAAUUAUUUCGAGCUUGACGGCAUGUGUGGCGUGGGAAACAUGAACUUUUAUCUCCAGGGCGAUGGUACAUGGUUGUUCUACAUUGCUGGAGGAGACGGCUCCGUGCAGGGUCAAUGCUGGCCUGGUGAUAACAGCAUCACGGACUGCAACGAGUUCAGCGCGGCCUGCAGUUUGAGCAACAUCUUGGUGUGCUAUUCAUACAUUUGCGAACCAUGA